CUGACGAAGACCAGGAAAAAGUCAGAGCGUAGCAACGCGUCGAUAAGAACCGAACCAAGGCGAAUUUAAAAUGUCAAUUUUGCGAUUAUUAUCAGGUAUGUUGUUCAUUUAGUGCAUUUAUUGUUGGUCAUCUAGUGUCGACUAAACAUCGCAGUUUUAUUCCUUUGGCGUCUCAGUGCACGUUUAAGCUUCUCAGGCUACCUUAGCUUGCUAGCUGCUAACAAAGAGACGCGGAAGUUAGCAACACAUGCUAAGUGUUGUGAAAAUGUGUAAAGUCCAAAUGCUGAGAGCGUUGGUGAACCAGCGACUAACUGCGGCUGUUGAAGAAAUAUUUGUUGUGUUGGAAAGAACGAUAGCAGAGUACGAGGAGGAACUUUGUCGAACAAGAGAGGAGAACGAGCGACAACGUCAGCUGUUGGACGCGGUUUUAAAGGAUCCUCAAACGGAGUCACGCACAGCAGACGUCCGCGAGGAAGAUGUUCCCCCAGAGCAGCAGGAGUGGAGCCCCAGGGGGGAGCAGGAGGAGCCCCAGCCCCCCCACAUUAAAGAGGAAGAGGAGGAGCAAGUGUGGACUCAGGAGGACACUGACAUCAGCAAGUUUCCUGUGACUUGUGUGAUCGUGAAGAGUGAAGAUUGUGAAGAUGCUCAGUGGUCACCGCUUGAUAACAGCCGAAUAGAAGAGAAGAGAAGAUCAGAAGCAGACGGCAUCCUGGCUCCGCUAUCAGAUAGUGACGACACCACCACACGCUCUCCUGACACUGAUGAUGAACACUCUAAAGCGGAUAUGACAUAUCACACUGACGACAAACACUUUAAAUGCUCUCACUGUGACAAAACCUUUGAUAAGAAGUCACAUUUAGAAAUCCACAUGAGGACGCACACGGGAGAAAAACCAUUCAGCUGUUCAGUUUGUGGCGAAAGCUUCUCUCAAAAAGGGAAUUUGAUGAGACACACAAAAAGACACACGGGAGAAAAAACAUUCUCUUGCUCAGUUUGUGGUCAGUUAUUUUCUUCAAAGUCCAAUUUGAUGGUCCACACAAGAAGCCACACGGGAGAAAGACCCUUUUCCUGCUCAACAUGCAACACAGGCUUUAGUUCUCAUUCGUCGUUAUUGAGGCACAUGAGAACACACACUGGUGAGAAACCUUUCUCUUGCUCAUUCUGCAACAAAACAUUCUCUCAGAGGGAGCAUUUGAUAGCGCACACAAGAACACACACUGGAGAAAAACCUUUUUCCUGUUCCGUCUGCAGUGUGACCUUUAGUUUCCAGUCGUCCUUGGUGAGGCACAUGGUAACGCACUCCGGUGAGAAACCUUUUCCUUGCCCAUUUUGUGGUGAAACAUUCUCUCUGAAAAGCACCCUGAGGAAACACAUGAGGAAGCACACUGGAGAGAAACCAUUCAGCUGCAAUGUGUGUGAUAACAAGUUUUCUUACAAGUAUCAGCUUAGCAAACACGUGUGUGCUGGUGAGAGCAGCAGCAGUCAAAUGCAUUUCACUGGCUAGAUUUGACCUUUUAUUGUGUGACUCGCGUUUAUUGUGCAUGUUUAACAUUCCUAACACUUUGUCAUCAAAGCAACAUGUCUUCCUUUUUGUGGGCUAUAGAAAUAAAACAUG
Molecule: messenger RNA, 1615 nt
Organism: Dunckerocampus dactyliophorus (ringed pipefish)
Lineage: Eukaryota; Metazoa; Chordata; Actinopteri; Syngnathiformes; Syngnathidae
Product: zinc finger protein OZF-like
Exons: 2
Coding region: 248-1504 (418 amino acids)
Biological process (GO): regulation of transcription by RNA polymerase II
Molecular function (GO): DNA-binding transcription factor activity, RNA polymerase II-specific; RNA polymerase II cis-regulatory region sequence-specific DNA binding
Source: RefSeq, a predicted model, not a curated record